This is a messenger RNA of Echinops telfairi (small Madagascar hedgehog), 907 nucleotides long. Its product is annotated as protein PROCA1-like. The record is from RefSeq and is a predicted model, not a curated record. Gene Ontology annotation, biological process: arachidonate secretion; phospholipid metabolic process. The transcript has 2 exons. Gene Ontology annotation, molecular function: A2-type glycerophospholipase activity. NCBI's taxonomy places the organism in Eukaryota, Metazoa, Chordata, Mammalia, Afrosoricida, Tenrecidae. Bases 1 to 879 code for a protein of 292 amino acids.
AUGUGGGUGAGGACGACCCUGAGGCUUGAAAGAUGGACUGGGGAGGUGCCUGGGCGCGAGACCGACGACUGGGAGGCGAGCCAGAGCGGGGACAUCAACAGGUCACCCAACUGGGAGAGAAGACACCUGGAUAGCGGGGGAUCCAGCACUGAGGGGUCUACCUGCUCCUCUGAAGCUGACCUCCAGGAGAACGACAGGUGCCACUGGAAUCACACGCAGUGUGCUAGGCACAUCCUUCACCCCCUGGUCUCGGACUACGGCCACCACCAGCUGCACCUGCAUGCUGUCAGCCACUGCGACUGUGAUUCCAGGGGGAAAGACUGCUCAGAGAAAGCCAACAGCGGUGGCAGCAGCUCCCAGGAUGUGGGCCCAGCUUGCUUCAAGAUCAUCCAGACCCCUUGCUAUGAGCUCUUCCCAGAGGAGGAGUGCGUGGAGCGGUUCUGGUACAGGAAGAACCAGGGCAGCAAGGUGACCAAGAAGGUAAAGAAGAAAAAGGAGAAAGAGAAAGAAAAAGAGGAGUCAUCGUCGGACAGGGAGAAGACGAAGCUCAAGAAGAAAGCCACGAAGGGCAAGGUGACGAAGAAGAAGAGCCCGCUGAAGUCGGAGCCGUCUCCUCCAGACUCGGCCCGGUCGGCCAGCCCCCGAGAGCUGACCGUGAUGUCGGAGUCCAGCCCAGAGAGCCGGGAAGACCUGGAGAGCGAGGAGAGCAACAGUGAGCCCAGACAGGAGAGACCCUGCAGCGAGGAGAGUGCGCCCGCCUCUUCACCCAGGAAGAGAGAGAAGCGGAGCCCCACCAAGAAGCCGGCGAGGAAGCUCUCCCCAGCCAAGAAGGUCACCAAGAAGAACUCGCCUCCGACAUCAAACCCCAAUCUCAGCUGAGGCCAGGGUGACCGAGGUGAAGAAUAAA